AUGGAUACCAUCAAACACUACAACGACCAUCACAGAAGGUCACAGGUCAAAGACAGUGGAGACAGGACUGAUGAGUGUGAGUGUAUGUCGGGGUAUGAAGGAGAUGGACACUCCUGCAUCCUGGUCAACCCCUGCCUGAAGGCUGACCGAGGAGGCUGUGACGUUAACAGGUUGUCAGAGUUUGACCUGAGUGGGAAUAUAACGGCUCUGGUGCCUUCCAGGGACGUUAUCCGCAAUCUAACCAGCUCUGAGCAGGACUUCUGGUUUAGCCGCUACAGGCUCCCGUACCUUCUAAAAGCCCACUUCCUCCGGGGGAUAUUCUCCAUAGAGGACCUGGAAAAGCAGGUCAAUCCAGCGGUUCCCACCUCUAACACUUGCCUAACUACAUGGGAGGUUAAAACUGUUGGUGGGGAAGUUAGGAUAGAGAAUGCAACCAUCCUCACCCCCAACAUCCCUUCUAUCAACGGAUACAUCCACAUCAUUAAUACGGUUCUGUUCCCCCCCUUGUCAGACAUCCCACCAGAACCCCCAGGCCUGAUGCAGUUCCUCAACACCACCCCUACCUUCAGUCUCUUUACACAGGCAGCACUGCUCUACAACCUGACAGAGGAGAUUGGUGUCUAUGAUUAUACGCUCCUACUUCCACACGAUGCCGCCGUCCGAGAUUACCUGAGACAGACCAACUCUACACAACUGGGUGAAGAGGUAUUGAAAUACCACGUCAUUCUUCACGAACAGCUGUUCCCGGAUCAUCUGAGGGAUGGGAUGGUGAAGGACACAUUACUUGGGAGAGCCUACCAGAUCAUGUUCCACCUGGGCAAGAACAAUGAG
Molecule: messenger RNA, 831 nt
Organism: Salvelinus sp. IW2-2015
Lineage: Eukaryota; Metazoa; Chordata; Actinopteri; Salmoniformes; Salmonidae
Product: stabilin-2-like
Source: RefSeq, a predicted model, not a curated record